Messenger RNA from Gigantopelta aegis, 1960 nucleotides. Its product is annotated as gastrin/cholecystokinin type B receptor-like. Gene Ontology annotation, molecular function: neuropeptide Y receptor activity. NCBI's taxonomy places the organism in Eukaryota, Metazoa, Mollusca, Gastropoda, Neomphalida, Peltospiridae. Gene Ontology annotation, cellular component: membrane. The transcript has 5 exons. The record is from RefSeq and is a predicted model, not a curated record. Bases 418 to 1668 code for a protein of 416 amino acids. Gene Ontology annotation, biological process: G protein-coupled receptor signaling pathway.
GCUUGGCGCAGGGGCGGCUCUGAAUGGUUUAAACGACCUCUCAGCGGCUCACAUCAUUGAUCGAGGUAGCGCUGGGCAAAUGGAAGUGCUCUCUCUCAUCUUGUCAUAGUUUGUGAGGAAGUCACGUUAGAAAUGUUGUGUUGAUGUAAAAAUACCAAUGAAUAAUCAGUUCAGACAAGCAAAUAAAAAUCAUUUUAUUGUCCAUUUUCGGUAGCAGGUUGAAUGCAGAUGCCUGGAGGUAAUCAAAUCACUUACAUUGGCUUGGGGUGUACGGUAUAAUAAGUUUACAAGUGGCAGACAAAAAAAAAAGUUUGUAAUUUUCGCUAAAUGCUAAAAAGUAUCUUUUGGAUAAUACUAUGUGUGGAAUGGUAAUUUAAAUGGUAAAAAUUCUAGAUAUUUUUUUCUUCUAAAAGUGCUAUGGAAACUUUAAAUUUCACAAGCUUAAACGGUUCUGACUCUACCAUUGUCCCUGGAGACGUUGUGAACGAAACGUCAGUGACAGGUUCAUGGAACUACUCGGAUAUUUGGGAUAACACGACGUCGUCGACGGCACCAUCAGCAGCGACCGACCUAGACGAUUUCUACGACUACGACUACGACGCGGCGGUGUCGAGCAUCCCCCUGCACGAGGUGAUCCCCGUAUCGCUGGCCUACAGCAUCACCCUCGUGUUCGGCAUCUGCGGCAACUUCCUCGUCAUAUUCGCCGUCUGCCGCUACCGACGUCUGCGCAGCAUCACCAACGCCUUCCUCACGAGUCUGGCAUCGGCCGAUCUCCUGCUCGUCACGAUAUGCGUCCCGGUAAAGUGUGCAGCGUUCUUCUCGUUCACGUGGGCGUUCGGCUGGUUCCUGUGUAAAUUUGUCUUCUACAUGCAGACAGUGUCAGUGCUCUGUUCAGUCAUGACGUUAACGGUGAUGAGCAUAGAAAGGUUUAUAGCAAUCAUAUUUCCACUGAGAGCCAAAUCUCUAUGUACGGGUGCGCAUGCGCGAAUAGUAAUCAUCGUUUCGUGGAUUCUGUCGUUCUUCAUGGCCACACCCAUUUUAGUGGGACAGAAACACAAGGAGGUUGGAGAUAUUCGCAAGGCCUACUGGUGUGUGAAGGAGUGGUCGAAGCCGAGCCUGGCCAUCGUAUUCGAGGUGUACAUGCUCGUGGUGAUCUUCGUCAUACCGGUGCUCGUCAUGAUAAUGGCUUACACCGCCAUCUGUGUCGAACUCUUCCGAAUGUCCAAACUCCGCACGGGCAUGGGCAUCAACAAGUACGUCGUGAUCCAGAUGCUCAUCCUGGUUGUGCUCCUGUUCAUCGUGUGCUGGGGACCCAUCUUGAUCGACAACCUCCUGGUGUCGGUGGGUCUCAUCGAGAAGCUACACAUCGGUUACCUCAAACCCAUGAGACAGGCCUUCUUCCUAAUGUCCUACAUGAACAGCUGUGUCAAUCCCAUCGUGUACGGCUUCAUGUCGAAAAACUUCAGGGACAGCUUCAAGGAGGUUAUCUUCUCGUGCCUCAGACGCAAGGAACGCCAGAGGACGUUCCAGAAACUGAACCAGAAUGCCAGGUGUUCGAGGAAAGCCAGAACUCCCGUCAGCGAGAACAGGCUUACCAUUAGUAACACGCAGACGACAAGUCUGACGUCAUUGACAGUGCCAGUGCAUGGGUAUCGAGAACCUCAGUGAUGUGUAAUUGUCUGUGACCUUGUUAUGUAUGUAUAUACUCGUAUAUAGUUGCUUAGUUCAACACGGUGGUGUUUUGAAAAUAUGAGUUGUGUACAAAUACGUUUCUCGGGUCAAAGUCUGUGCCCAGAACAAUUAUGCUUGUCGGUGGACUGUUUAUACAUAUGUACGUGCUUAUAUCCACUUAAGAUUCAACCACGCUGUCCUGGACACACACGCUGUCUGUCCGGGAGAGUAUGUUAGUGGUUAGUUUGUCAGUGGUUAGUGAGGUUAGUGAGAGAGAAGUCGGUGUAGC